AUGCUGGCGGCGCGCCCCAGGCGGUGUCAGCUCCGUGCCAUACCCCUCCCCAACUCUGCUAUCAACACUGACCACGCCAUCGACAUCAGUAAUCCGCGCUCGACAGAUAUCUCCGCAGCCUACUCGCGCAUGGCCAAGCUGCGCGCUCCCAUGAUCAAGCACAUUGCGAUCAUCCAAUGCCGGCGGCUAUUUCGACUCCUCAUCUACAGGGACUUGAUCCCCUGGUCGUGGCACGUUGCCCCCUCCCGCUCACCGCCCUCAAACUCGACACCACCAGCCCAGUGCCCGAACAGAGCAACAAUAUUGGCCUCGUACGCCGUCAUCAACGCCCUCACCCUCUGGUUCACUAUCAUGCUCGGCCGCCGUACAGUGGUCCACUAUCUCACUCGCGGCUGGCUCGGCAGUCUCGGCUCCCCCUGGUGGCCCGUCUCGGCCGUCCUGGCCACGGGCCUAACCAUAGGGCAGACCCUUUCUCAACGCACACUUAGUGCGGGCCGCGCCCGGGUACGCGCCACACGUCCCCGCGCAGAGCUCGCGCUGCUGUGGCUCUGCCGGCAGAGGAUCGCGUGGGUGGCCGUGCUGCUCGCCAAGUGGCGGCUCGAGGAGGGCAUGUACGUGGGCGUGGCGGCGUCGGCGACGCUGCAGGAAACCAUCGUGCAGGCGCUCGGGCUGGGUUACAUGGGCAUGACGGUGGACUGGGGCCGGACGCUGGGGUUGUAUGAGGUGCGGAACGGUGGGUUGUGGGAAGUUGUCCGGGAGGAGUGGCGGGGCCCCGCAAGGAUAAUGUAUGCCGGAGCCAUGCUGUGGAUGGCGUCUGUACUUGUGCGGGCUUUCGAGGGGGGGGGAGUGAAAGGGGUGAAGGGGGUGACAACUGUGAAUGAGGGCUUUGGUGGCCAUCUGAAGGAUCUGUGGCAGGCGAUGAAGGAGUAUAUGAGGAGGGGGGUGUUUCGGAGGUUCGCUGAGACUAUGCCGCCGUUGGAGGUAGCGAUCGAUAUGCUGAGAAGCCAGGGGCUGGUUGCGCCGUCCUCGUGCGCUCAUGGUGUGCCUCAGAUGGCCGGAAUGAUCGAAAAUAGGGAUGAGGCACGGCAGGUGGAGGCCAUUUCACAGGAGCAGGCAAAGGGCGAGACCGAGUGUGUCCCCGAAGACCAGCACAGUUCGGGGCCGUAUGCCUGGCUCUUCGGGAUGGGGUUGUCCCUCGCCGGCAUACUGCCCUCCAAGCGUGUGGCAACUCAUCGCCAUAUGGGGUGCUGGGUUGGCGAUAUCCUCGUUCAUCCGUGGUGGGCCCCCCUUGACACCUCGGACUUUGGGUUCAUGGAGAGUCUCAACAAGCGGUCCGUUUAUGAACGCUGA
Molecule: messenger RNA, 1350 nt
Organism: Parathielavia appendiculata
Lineage: Eukaryota; Fungi; Ascomycota; Sordariomycetes; Sordariales; Chaetomiaceae
Exons: 5
Coding region: 1-1350 (449 amino acids)
Source: RefSeq, a predicted model, not a curated record